Molecule: messenger RNA, 1243 nt
Organism: Nerophis lumbriciformis (worm pipefish)
Lineage: Eukaryota; Metazoa; Chordata; Actinopteri; Syngnathiformes; Syngnathidae
Source: RefSeq, a predicted model, not a curated record
GCAUUGUGAAGAUAUCAAGUCAGAACCAGACAGCAUCUUUGCUCCACUGUCAGACAUGGACCACAUGAUGUCACACUCUUCUGAUCACAGUGACCACAUCCAAAAACCUUUGGAGAGUAAAAAUGACUCUAAAGGUGAUACGAGACAUCACACUAACAACAAACACUUUGACUGCUCUGAAUGUGGGAAAUCAUUUAGACGGAAGAGUCAUUUUACAGAACACAUGAGAACACACACUGGAGAGAAACCUUUUACUUGCUCUGUUUGUGCUAAAAGAUUCAACACUAAGAAUGAAAUGAUAUUACACAUGAGAACACAUACUGGAGAGAAACCUUUUACUUGCUCCGUUUGUAAGAAGAGUUUCCCCACAAAGCAUUACAUGACCAGACACAUGAGAACACAUCUUGGAGAGAAACCUUUUACUUGCUCCGUUUGUAAGAAGAGUUUCUCCAGAAAGCAUCACAUGACCAGACACAUCAGAACACACACUGGAGAGAAACAUUUUGCUUGCUCAGCUUGUGCUAAAAGAUUCAACACUAAGACUGAAAUGAUAUUACACAUGAGAACACACACAGGUGAGAAACCCUUUACUUGCUCUGUUUGUAAGAAGAGUUUCUCCAGAAAGGAACACAUGACCACACACAUGAGAACACACACUGGAGAGAAACCUUUUGCUUGCUCAGCUUGUGCUAAAAUAUUCAACACUAAGAAUGAAAUUAUAUUACACAUGAGAACACACACAGGUGAGAAACCCUUUACUUGCUCUGUUUGUAAGAAGAGUUUCUCCAGAAAGCAAAUUAUUACCAUACACAUGAGAACACACACUGGAGAGAAACCUUUUGCUUGCUCUGUUUGUAAGAAGAGUUUCUCCACAAAUACAAACUUGACCACACACAUGAGAACACACACUGGAGAGAAACCUUUUACUUGCUCUGUUUGUAAGAACAGUUUCUCCAGAAAAGAACACAUGACCAUACACAUGAGAACACACACUGGAGAUAAACAUUUUGCUUUCUCAGCUUGUGCUAAAAGAUUCUACUCUAAAAUUACAUGAUAUUACACAUGAGAACACACACUGGUGAAAAACCCUUUACUUGCUAUGUUUGUAAGAAUAAUUUCUCUAGAAAGCAACACAUGACCAGACACAUGAGAACACACACUGGAGAGAAACCUUUUGCUUGCUCAGCUUGUGCUAAAAGAUUCAACACUAAGAAUGAAAUUAUAUUACACAUGAGAACACACA